This is a messenger RNA of Triticum turgidum subsp. durum (durum wheat), 1218 nucleotides long. Lineage: Eukaryota; Viridiplantae; Streptophyta; Magnoliopsida; Poales; Poaceae. The record is from the annotation of a GenBank genome assembly.
AUGAACCCUCUCCUUGGCAAGCUCACCAAGCUGCUCGGCGAAGAGUACAGGAGGCUCACCGGUGUGAGGAAGCAGGCCUCCUUCCUCAAGGAUGAGCUAAGCGCCAUGAAAGCUCUUCUUGACAGGAUGGAGCUUAUGGAUAAGAUCGAUCCCUCGGCCAAGAACUGGAGGGACCAUGUUAGGGAGAUGUCCUAUGAUAUGGAGAAUUGCAUCGAUGACUUCAUGCAUGAUACUGAAGACGCCUAUGAAAAGAAAGGCUUCAUCAGAAAGAUGGCUCAGCGUCUCAGAAGGUUGGGGAGGCGUCAUCAGAUCGCAAACAGGAUCAAGGAGCUCAAGGUUCUUGUGGUGGAGGCGAAUGCUCGACGUGAGAGGUACAAGAUUGAUGAGUUCAUCAACUCGAGUCCUAGCAUCGUGGUUACGGAUCCCCGUAUUUCAGUGAUCUACAGGGAGAGAGAAGGCAUCAUUGGUAUUGAUGGCUCGAAAGAAGAGCUUGUUGGCUUGUUGAUGGAUUCUAAGAAGAAACUCAAAGUGGUUUCCAUCAUGGGGUUCGGAGGUUUGGGUAAAACUACGCUUGCCAAGCAAGUGUAUGAUGAGAUUGGAGGACAGUUUAACUGCAAGGCAUUUGUUCCAGUCUCUCAAAGACCUGAUGUUAAAAGUCUUCUGACUGGCCUACAAUUAAAGCUUGGGAUGGAGGAUUCUUCUCAUGCUCAAGAGUUGCAAGACAUCAUUGACCGCCUAAGAGAAUACCUAAAACAUAAGAGGUACUUAGUUUUAGUUGAUGACUUGUGGGAUGAACCAACAUGGAAUAUUAUUAGUUGUGCCUUUCCAGAACAUGGUAAUGGAAGCAAAGUAAUGGUAACCACACGAUUAGAUGACAUAGCUCUCUGGGCGUGUCAGAAUGAUCAUGCGUGCAUUUACAAAAUGAAGCCACUCAAAGAACAAGACUCAAGACAGUUAUUUUUUAAUAGAGUAUUUGGAUCCAAAAAUGACUGUCCAGAACAUUUUAAAGAAAUUUCAGCUCGAAUUCUCAGGAAGUGUGGCGGAUUGCCACUUGCAAUUAUCACCAUAUCUAGCAUCUUAGCUAGCCAAGAAGCAAGAUCACCGAAUGAAUGGGAGAGCAUAGUGAGUUCCCUUGGUGCCAAGAUUUCUACAAAAUCCACCUUCAAAGAGAUGAGGGGUAUACUGAACCUUAGUUACAUCCAUCUUCCUGAAGUCUGA